This is a messenger RNA of Ceraceosorus bombacis, 889 nucleotides long. NCBI's taxonomy places the organism in Eukaryota, Fungi, Basidiomycota, Exobasidiomycetes, Ceraceosorales, Ceraceosoraceae. The record is from the annotation of a GenBank genome assembly.
AUGCGUGAGUACUCGUGUCGAGGUUCACAUUUACACAUGAUGUCCAGUGCAGCACCGCAGACGUUUUGACGAGCAAACCCAGCUGACAUCGAAGUACCUCCUCGUACUCUUAGCCAUCCGAGAAUUGUCCACACCCCAUCCUUUGAUCGAUGCGGAUCCACACUUUGCCAGAGUGGUGCAAUACAUGAGGCCAUCCGAUUAUGCUUGGUGGGGAGGCGCGACAGCUGCGAUGCCUUUUGGUCUCUACUUCAUGGAACAGGUAGACAGUACCAGGAGCCCUAGAGGCAUCGGAUCGGCACUCAGAUUGGCCACCUUCUUGGGUGCUUGCGGUGGUUUCUUGUUUGCCUAUCAGAGGAGCAGCUGUGAGUUUCUUUCCUUGGGAGGGGGCCUUGGUAGGAGCUACAAGUGAGGACAAAAACCACGCUUGGCUUGUUGUAUCCAGCUGUCGCUGUUCGUCGUACAGGUGGCACCCUAGAUGACACGGCAGAGAGGCGCCUCGGCCAGCGCGAACUCUCACGAACAGCAGCACUAACGCAUCUGCCUUCGCACGACGCCUUUUUCAGUCCGUCUAUGGGGCUGGUCAGAGAAUAGUCUGGAGCUGGAGAGAGCAAAGUCAGACGAGAAGCCGUACGGUACAGACCCCAGCAAGAGCAGUCUGGACUCUCACUUGCAGAGCGUAGCUCACAGGAACAGCGCAUUCAGUCAACUCAAAUUCAGUAAGUCGCGCAUCGGAUGAGCAUGGUCCAAGAGGCAGUGCAUGGUUGAGAAGUGCUGUGGUGCUGAUCACGUUCGACUCUCACCCUUUCGAUUAUGAAAAGGCACAAUUCCUUGGUUCAAUGUCGUCGCUCAUCCUUUCCACGGCAAUGGCUCACAAGAGAAAUCAGAGUGA